UGUGCGGAGCCGAGGAGGAAGUGAAAGUAAAAGCGGACUGUUUCCUGGUUCAGACUGGCUGAGCGGCGGGUCUGUGGUCGACAUGAGCUCUCGCCAGUUUAACGCUGUCCUGCUGGACAUUUCCAACCGGCUGUCAGCCGAUCAGCUGGACAACCUGAAGUUCUUGGUGCGGGAUGUCGGAAAACGGGAGCUGGAAAAGAUCACCAGCGGACUGCAGCUGUUCCAGAUUCUUAUGCAGAGAGGCGAAUUGUCCGCCGAGAACACGGAGAAUCUGUCCAAGCUGCUCGCUGAUAUCCAGAGACUUGAUCUCGCUGACAAACUCAACUGCUUCGACAGUGAGUCUGGAUCCGCCAGCAGCGAGCCGGAGCCGGCGGAGAGAGCCAAACUGGACAUUGCAGCGGAGGUGAUUGCAGAGAAUCUGGGAAGGAAUUGGCGUAAACUGGGCCGCAAACUAGGCCUGACUGAUGUCAAGCUUGAAUCUAUCUCCAAGAGGCAUCCUACGGACCUAGAGGAGACGGCAGUGGAGCUGCUGAAAGAGUGGAGGAACAGUAAAGGAGCUGAGGCCGAGACAAAGGACCUGAUAGCUGCUUUGAGAGCCUGCCAGCAAAAUCUGACUGCUGACAAAGUGGAGGACAGACUUGAAGCUGCCGAAAAUUGAUGGAGAUCAACAGAUCAGAUUAGACUGACAUUAAUGCUGGGAAUAAAUGAAUGCCUGCAUUGGCUUAAAGGAAUCAGCCAGCAACAUAUCAUGACACACAUAAAUCAUCUGUGUUGAGAUGAAUAAAUUGACUCCUGAAUAUGAUAAAAACAUG
Molecule: messenger RNA, 812 nt
Organism: Amphiprion ocellaris (clown anemonefish)
Lineage: Eukaryota; Metazoa; Chordata; Actinopteri; Pomacentridae
Gene: fadd
Product: Fas (tnfrsf6)-associated via death domain
Exons: 2
Coding region: 83-658 (191 amino acids)
Biological process (GO): regulation of apoptotic process; signal transduction
Molecular function (GO): protein binding
Source: RefSeq, a predicted model, not a curated record